AUGUUCGGGCAAUAUCCUCUAACAGUUCCAACUUUUUUGCAACCACUCAUUCAAGCAUGGUCUGUCUGGAUCACGACUACAUUUUUCUCAAUCCCAGUGGCCUUCGUUUACAUUUUUUGGGAUUUCCCAUCUUGGUUAUUGAAUGCAGUCUUACCAUCACCAGAGGAACCCAGAGUUAUUUUGAUCACGGGAGCAAGUUUUGGAAUUGGUGCGGAAUUGGCUAAAACGUACGCUCGCCGUGAGCGUCUAGAAAAAGUGAAAGAUCAAUGCAAAGCAAACGGCGCAAAUGUUGAAAUUUUAGAGUGUGAUAUUUCAAAGAUUGAGCUUUUGAUUCAAACUUUGGAUGAUUUUGAUAAAAGACACCCCAUUGAUUUGGUUUUCGCGAAUGCAGGUCAAGCGGGUGUCACUAUAGAUGAGCAGAAAAGAUGGGAAGAUUUGUGGGAAAGAGUUAUAGAAGUUAACCUGACUGGUACCGUUGCCACAAUUAUGACAGUCUUCAAAAGAAUGAAACGUCGUCGUAAAGGUCAAAUUGCAAUCACAUCAUCCAUUGUUGGUUAUUUUUCUGUCCCACAAAUGUGCUAUUACAACGCCACCAAAGCAGCACUAAAUUCGUUCGGACGCGAUCUUCGCUACCUCGGGCAAUCCUACAACAUCAAAGUAAACGUGAUCAAUCCCGGAUUUAUCGCCUCGCAAAUGACUUUGGACCAGGCUCAACCAUUGCCAUUUUCAUCUCUUCUAUUGGCUAGUCCAAUGAAACUCGCCAAUAUUAUCAAAUGGCAAUUACACCAAAAUAACAAUUUAAUUAGUUGGCCAUUCUUUGAAUUUUUGCCUGCUUUCGCAGCGAAUGCUUUACCGCCUAGAGUAUUAGAUACUGUUAGUUUUGUCAUUGGUCGUAUUUGGGGAUACGUCUCACAGGUUGGUGAUCGAGCUUUCACUUAG
Molecule: messenger RNA, 939 nt
Organism: Ambispora gerdemannii
Lineage: Eukaryota; Fungi; Glomeromycota; Glomeromycetes; Archaeosporales; Ambisporaceae
Source: the annotation of a GenBank genome assembly